This is a messenger RNA of Pteronotus mesoamericanus, 2686 nucleotides long. RefSeq names its product NPR3 like, GATOR1 complex subunit (gene NPRL3). Gene Ontology annotation, biological process: positive regulation of autophagy; TORC1 signaling; cellular response to amino acid starvation. Gene Ontology annotation, cellular component: GATOR1 complex. The record is from RefSeq and is a predicted model, not a curated record. NCBI's taxonomy places the organism in Eukaryota, Metazoa, Chordata, Mammalia, Chiroptera, Mormoopidae. Bases 439 to 2187 code for a protein of 582 amino acids. The transcript is spliced from 14 exons.
CCCACGGCGGCCCGCGCCUGCGCAAGCUUUCCGGCCUGCGCGCCGGCACCUUCUGCGCUUUUUCUUUGCCCUGUGGCUGAAAUCUCGAGGGCCGGGUGGGACGUACUAGGUGGUGCGCAGGUUUGGUCACUGUGGCGGUGUCUCCCUUCGGCUUGGCUCUCAGUACCGGGCGUUUUCGUGGCCUCGGCCCCGUCCUUGUCAGAUCCCGUUUCCUCUCCCGCCCCCGCCCCCGUCCCCCAUUCCUGAGCGCGCCUUCCUCAAGCUCGUCCGCCUCCCCGGUCCCGGUCCUCCUCGGAGCUCACCAACACCACACCCGGUCCAGUCGUCCUCGGGCCCGCUCCAGCCCUUGGCGUGCCUUCCUAAGGCACUCUCUGACCCCCGGCCCCUCCUCGGAGCCCUCCCACACCUCCACCUCUGCUCCCGCGACCCCGUUAUAGAAUGGGGGACAACACCAGCCCCAUCAGCGUGAUCCUGGUGAGCUCGGGGAGCAGGGGCAAUAAACUGCUAUUCAGGUACCCAUUCCAGAGAAGCCAGGAGCACCCGGCGUCUCAGACAAAUAAGCCUCGUAGCAGAUAUGCCGUGAACAACACCAGAGAUAACGCUGAGGAUCAGGACGGUGACUCCAGCGAGCCAUGUCCUCCAACCGAUGAGCAAUUGGUUGCAGGGUUUUCAGAUGUCAUUCUGGCAACAAUUUUGGCAACCAAGUCUGAAAUGUGUGGCCAAAAAUUUGAACUGAAGAUUGACAAUGUGCGUUUUGUUGGGCACCCGACGCUCCUGCAGCAUGCGCUGGGGCAGGUCUCCAAAACAGACCCAUCCCCAAAGAGGGAGGCUCCCACCAUGAUUCUUUUUAAUGUGGUGUUUGCACUGAGGGCCAACGCGGACCCCUCGGUGAUCAACUGCCUGCACAACCUUUCCCGACGGAUCGCCACCGUGCUGCAGCACGAGGAGCGCCGCUGCCAGUACCUCACUCGGGAGGCCAAGCUGAUCCUCGCGCUGCAGGAUGAGGUGUCCGCUGUGGCCGAUGCAAAUGAUGGUCCUCAGUCCCCAUUCCAUCAUAUCUUGCCCAAGUGCAAGCUGGCCAGGGACCUGAAGGAAGCUUAUGACAGCUUGUGUACGUCUGGCGUGGUGCGGCUGCACAUCAACAGCUGGCUGGAGGUGAGCUUCUGCCUGCCCCACAAGAUCCACUACGCGGCCGCAAGCCUCAUCCCCCCUGAGGCCAUAGAGCGGAGCCUGAAGGCAAUUCGCCCAUACCACGCCCUCCUGCUGCUCAGCGACGAGAAGUCCCUGCUGGGUGAGCUCCCGCUCGACUGCUCCCCAGCCCUGGUGCGCGUGAUCAAGACCACAUCAGCUGUGAAGAACCUGCAGCAGCUGGCCCAGGAUGCAGACCUGGCCUUGCUGCAGGUUUUCCAGCUUGCGGCUCACCUGGUGUACUGGGGCAAGGCCAUCAUCAUCUACCCGCUGUGUGAGAACAACGUCUACAUGCUUUCUCCCAAUGCCAGCGUAUGUUUGUAUUCCCCACUGGCUGAGCAGUUCUCCCACCAGUUCCCGUCGCAUGACCUGCCAUCUGUCCUUGCCAAGUUCUCCUUGCCUGUCUCCUUGUCAGAAUUUAGGAACCCCCUCGCUCCCCCUGUGCAAGAGACGCAGCUCAUUCAGAUGGUGAUAUGGAUGCUGCAGCACAGGCUCCUGGUCCAGCUGCACACCUACGUUUGCCUGAUGGCCUCGCCCAGCCAGGACGAGCCCCGCCUGCGCGAGGAAGAGGUCCCCUUCACUACCAGGGUCGGCGGCCGCAGCCUCAGCACACCCAAUGCCCUGAGCUUUGGCUCCCCAACCAGCAGUGACGAUAUGACGCUCACUAGCCCCAGUAUGGACAACUCCAGCGCAGAGCUUCUCCCCAGUGGGGACUCCCCGCUGAACAAGAGGAUGACAGAGAACCUGCUGGCCAGCCUGUCAGAGCAUGAGCGGGCAGCCAUCCUCAGUGUGCCUGCGGCCCAGAACCCUGAGGACCUCCGCAUGUUUGCCAGGCUCCUGCAGUACUUCCGUGGCCGCCACCACCUAGAGGAGAUCAUGUACAAUGAGAACACAAGGCGCUCCCAGCUGCUCAUGCUUUUCGACAAGUUCCGCAGCGUGCUGGUGGUGACCACCCACGAGGACCCAGUCAUUGCUGUCUUCCAGGCUUUGCUUACAUGAACCUGGGCUGAGGACGCAGAGGCAGGCUGCUGCAGUGGGUGGGGGCACUGGCAUCUCCCCACCCCAGGGCUCCUCCCCCCUUGCCUGAGUCCUCAGCCCUGAAGUGUGACUUCAGCCCAGUUCAGCUGCCACACGGGAAUGCUACCCUUUGCAUUGCCACUCAUCUAGUCCUCAAAACAGUCUCAGUGUCUGAGCUGAGAAGGUGAGGCUCUGAGCUGGGGGGAGCAGCGUUCAGGACUCAUGCUGAACGAGGCCUGCGUGCUUCCCACACAGAUUUGGGUCAUGUUUCCUUGACCUUCCUCCCAACCCUGUCUGUGUUCCCUGGCACCCUCCACUGUUGCCCUUCCAAGACUGUGAGAGCCGAGUGCCUGGCCCAUCCUGUGCGGCCCAGCACUGUCCCAUUCCUCCUCGUUAGCUGCGGGCCUUCCCUGGCUGGGCCCUCACCACAGCCCAAUGUUAGCUACCAGGAAGCUCGUGGCCAUGCCAUCUACCUGCCUUU